Messenger RNA from Lates calcarifer (barramundi perch), 2246 nucleotides. RefSeq names its product ring finger protein 144B (gene rnf144b). Gene Ontology annotation, biological process: ubiquitin-dependent protein catabolic process; protein polyubiquitination; positive regulation of proteasomal ubiquitin-dependent protein catabolic process. Gene Ontology annotation, molecular function: ubiquitin conjugating enzyme binding; ubiquitin protein ligase activity; zinc ion binding. The record is from RefSeq and is a predicted model, not a curated record. Lineage: Eukaryota; Metazoa; Chordata; Actinopteri; Centropomidae. The coding region runs from base 426 to 1385 and encodes 319 amino acids. Gene Ontology annotation, cellular component: cytoplasm; ubiquitin ligase complex; mitochondrial membrane. The transcript is spliced from 8 exons.
AGCAGUCAAGAGUGAAAAUCUGUGGCGAGCAGACACUGCUUCCUGGAUGGAAACAAAACAGAAGAGCAGAGCUGACAUACAACCGCACACACACACACACACACACACACACACACGGGGCAGACAGCAGUGAACGGGACGUUAAAACAUGUUUAUAGAUUUUCUUUAAACCCGGUGAGAGUGUGAGAAACGCGGUAUCGAGGCGGCAGUAGCAUUAGGCGUUGACAGCACAGGUUAUUAUUACAGCAGACUGUAUCUACACAUGUGUCUGUGCCACAGUAAGGAGCACUGCGGCUGUGGAUCUGGACUCAGGCAGCUCCUGUAGACAAGGAAUAUGGAAGCUGUAGGUCCUCUCCGUCCCUAGCAGAAGGGUUAGGAGAAGCCUGAUUCCUUCUUACUUCCCUCCUCGCCUGCCUCACCCUUAGAUGGCCAGCAGGAGUCCCACCCUGAGCCAGGAAGCCAGGGACUCAGCACCCGGGACCCCUGAGGCCGGUGCUGACCCCCAGCCGGGACCUGAGGUCUUCUGCAAGCUGUGCCUCAGUGAGCAGCCAUCUGCAGCCACCAGGGAAUUGCAAUGCUGCAAGUGCAACUUCUGCACGGCGUGUUUGCAGCAGUAUGUUCAGCUGGCCAUCAUGGAGGGUGGGGGGGCACCCAUCACCUGCCCAGAUAUGGCCUGCCAAAAGACUGGCGUGCUGCUGGACUCUGAGAUUGCCAGCUUGGCUGCAGCUGGUCAGGUGGAGCUGUAUCAGCGUCUCAAGUUUGAAAGAGGAGUAAAGUUGGACCCCAGAAAAGCCUGGUGCCCAGUGCUUGAAUGCCAGGCGGUGUGCAGUGUGCAGCCCAGCACUGAAGGCCAGCCCACGGCUGUGCCCUGCCUGACCUGUCACACCGUCUUCUGCUCUGGGUGCAGAGGGCCCUGGCAGGACAGCCAUACCUGCCCCGAACGCCAGCCCAUGAUGUCACCCUCACCUUCUCAUGAAAGCAGGGCCCGCUCCGACAGUCACUCUGAUAUGCCCAUCAAACAGUGUCCGAUGUGUGGUAUCUACAUUGAGAGGAACCAGGGCUGUGCACAGAUGCUGUGCAAGAGCUGCAAACACACCUUCUGCUGGUACUGUCUGCAGAAUCUGGAUGGUGAUAUCUUCCUGAGACACUAUGAUAAGGGACCAUGCAGAAACAAGCUGGGACACUCCAGGGCCUCUGUAAUGUGGAACAGAACACAGGUGGUGGGUAUCCUGGUGGGGGUCAGCAUCAUCGUGCUGGUGACAUCUCCACUCCUCCUCCUGGCCUCACCCUGCAUCCUGUGCUGCGUCUGCAAGCCCUGCAGAGGGAAGAAGAAGAAGAAAAAGAGGAAGAAGGGCCUCAGCCAGCCAGAUUCUUCCACAUCAUAGCAGCUCCCUCCCUCUCAUUGGCCUGAUCCAGGAUCACUCAUGAAGCCCGAGGAAACCAACGAAGUGCAAGUGCAAGCUAUGGAAAAGGAAAAACUUACGGGACAAUGGAGUACUUUUUUCUGACUCGACAGACUGGAAGCCUUGUUGGUGGAAUGGUGCAAGUGUAAAUAUGAGGAGAACAAGUGGAACCUAGUUGUUUACAGAUGCACAACAGGUUGCAAGGAGAGGGUGGUGGAGAGCUUUCCUGGACACGGCUCUCUUUCCCUUUCUUUCUUUCUUUCUUUCUUUCUUUCUUUCUUUCUUUCUUUCUCUCUCUCUUUCACACACACACACACACACGCACAUGCAAGUGCAAUGCCACCCUCAUGUGCCAAAUGUCAUGAUGCCAAACCAGAGGUGUUAGGUGCUCAAGUGCCUCACUCUACAGUGCCUGGUGCUUGGUUGUUGUAUUUGCUUUGCCUUCCAUUCUAUCUUUAUCUUAUGCAAAAAAUUUAGCAUUAUGAAAAUGGACAACUGUCAGGAUCACACAGGGUUGUAAAUCCCUAAAAAAUGCAAAAUAUUCUUUCAUAGUGGGAGAGGGCAAAUGGCAUCAUGUGUGCACUGUAUAUUCAUUCUAAACUGAUAUGAAAUAUAUGAUAGGGCUUCAGUGGUGCACAGAGAUCUUUUCUUCUGCAAAUGUUCCACCUGGUAUAUUCCAGACCAAAGGAUGAUGUGUACUUUUCUAAAGUGUGUUAAUAUGUAUUUAUGGGUUAUGUGUGUAUGGUAUCCUGUUAUCAUUUCUAUAUUUCUGUUGAUGUUUCUGCAUCAGAUAUUUUAUAAAAGUGCCAUUGUAAUUAAAAUAAACAUACUGUAUUGAACACA